AACUGCUGGCAGAAAAAACGUGUCGUGCUGAAAAUGACAUUUUUAUCAAUAUCGAAAAAUUGUCUGAUUUCAUUUCGAAAAUAUGCAAGUGUAUAGAACGGUUUAAUUGUAUUUUAACAGGUGUUUUUAUUAGCUCAAUACAUUUGUAAUUUAGCUGUGUCACACCUAAGAAAUAAUUUCUGGAAAUAUUAGAAAGCGUACUUAGACAACAAUCUACUGUGAAAACGACAUCGAAUAACGAAAAGUAACAUAAGACGUCUUGAGAUUAAUGACAACGUGUAAUUUCCACUAUCGCUUUUCAUCGACCCACAAUACCAUUGUUAGUUGACAAUAAAAAUAUUGGGAAAAAGUUUGUGGUGUUGCCGCGCCGGAAGUUACUUAUGUUGCAAUUUUUAAUGACACCUGUUACUCAAAUAGCAAUCUUCAAACGCAUGCGUCAAAUAUUCUGAGAAAUCAACCAGUGACUUUUACAAAAGUGUGACAGAACAUCAAAACAUGGCUGAUGCUAACAAAAAGUCAACAAACUUUCUUAGGCAAUUUAGAGAUUUGAAAACUAGGGAAUUUAAACAAAUCACUGCCGCACAGUUUAUGGAUGUUUGGAACCAUUAUGAUGAUGACGGAAAUGGUUAUAUAGAAGGGAAAGAACUUGAUGGGUUCCUUGUAGAACUUGUAACAAGUAUUAACAAGGAAGAUGUCGGUCCUGAGGUCUUAUCACCAACUGCCUUAGAAGAUGCAAAACAAUUAGUACUCAAUGCCUUUGAUGAAAAUUCUGAUGGGAGAAUAGAUAUCGCUGAGUUGGCUCAGAUUUUACCUACAGAAGAAACAUUCUUGUUGCUGUUUAGAAGAGACAAUCCACUAGAGUCAAGUGUUGAAUUUAUGAAGGUGUGGAAGGAGUAUGAUAAAGACAGGAGUGGAUAUAUAGAAGCUGACGAGUUGAAGACUUUUCUGUAUGAUCUUCUGAAAAGAUGUAAACGACAAGGUGACGUCACAGAAGAACAAAUGAUAACAUAUACAGAUACUGUGCUUCAACUUUUUGACAGAAAUAAAGACGGCAAAUUGCAGCUUAGCGAAAUGGCGAAAUUACUGCCAGUAAAAGAAAAUUUCCUUUGUCGUCCAGUUUUUAAGAAAAUUCUGUGUAAACUUGUGAACAAAAAGCCAUUACGUCCCAAUAAAACUAACGCCAAUAGAUUAACGACAGAUGAUAUAGAUCGUGUGUUUUCUUUAUAUGAUCGUGAUAAUAAUGGAAACAUUGAAGAUGAAGAACUGUGUGGGUUCUUGAAGGAUCUUAUGGAAUUAGUAGAAGAAGAUUAUGACGAAGAGGAUCUACUUGAAUGCAAAGAGAUACUGCUGGAAAAAUGUGAUUUGAAUCACGAUGGUAAGAUCAACAAAAAAGAAUUGGCAAUGGUUCUUAUGUCAUAUAACCGGAUCUCAACUUCUGAUGAACCGGAUCUCAAUGAAGAGUCGGGAUAAAGAUAUUUUUUUGUUUUAAUAUGUUUGCUUAUUGUUCUUUUUUUCAUUUUUAAAAAUAUUUUAUUAUUGUGAAAUUUGUUCAGGUUGGCAAGGUGAAUUUGAAAAUUUAAACCCUAGUUUGUAAUUCAUUUUGAUAAGAAGAAGAAAUAUAAAAAAAACAUUUUACUUGAAAUGCUGUAUGAAGUAUCGUUUGUUCAGGUUAUAUAUUUCAUAAAAGAUUAAAGAGAAUCAAUUAACCCUUGAUAAUAUUCCUCAUAAUGAUAAUAAUUCUCUAUUUUUCCAAUGAACAUUGUUGGAUUUAAUCCAAUUCAAAAGAAAAAUAAACCAGCUAUUGAAGUAUGUAUUUCACAAUUGCUUUUAAGAUUGAUUGGAAUGACAUUAUGUUUAAUCAUCUGCAUAAUGAAUACUGUAUUCAUGUAUCUUUGUAUGUUUAUAACAAUAUUCAUAUCAACAUCAUAAAAAUACAUAGAGGCUGGCCCUUGCUUAUGUAAUUAUUGGAUGCAUUACUUCAUCACUAACAAUUAUUGAAUGAUUGGAACAUGACGGUGUAUAUCAGGAAACAACAUUAUCUUCUUUGUUUUACAUUUAUAGGAUAUUGAUUGGUAACUUAUAACUUAUAAUCAAAAUUGAUAUCUGUAGAUUUAUAAGUUUGGUGUGAUAUAUUAAUUAUUGGUGUUUUAUUUAAGGUUACAUAGUUUGCGUAUACAUAGAUGUGCGUAUAAACGCCAUUUUCCCCCGUAAACUCAACAUUCAAAAUCGUUCAUCUGGAUAGUAUGCACUAUUCCCUAAUGAAUUGAAAAGCUAUUUUUUUCUUUUAUUGGUAGUAUAUUUAGCUGCAUUUUUGAAUUUUUGGAGAUUUAUUCUCAUAGUAGAUUAAUACUAUGUAAGAAAAGUAAGGAAAGUAGAAAAAAACAUGUUGUUGUUCGGGCAUCAACAGUGAUUCAAGAGAAAUAACUCUUAAUUUCCAAAUUAGCAUUCAAGAUUACAUUUAUUUAUAAUGAUAUUACAAAACGUGUUGUAAUAUGUUGUUAGAUUUUAAAUUUUGAUAUUGAAUUUGUGCUCGCUUGUAAUUUACGUACACCUGUAAAAUCAAUGCACUUUUAUUCAACGAAUGAAAAACGGUGCAGAUUUGUAAGGAUUUUUUUCGAGAUAUGUUGUCACAUGUUUAAUGAUGCUCAUGAAAAUAAAUUUUUUUGCAAGCUAUCAAAA
Molecule: messenger RNA, 2679 nt
Organism: Mytilus californianus (California mussel)
Lineage: Eukaryota; Metazoa; Mollusca; Bivalvia; Mytilida; Mytilidae
Product: calbindin-32-like
Exons: 12
Coding region: 496-1470 (324 amino acids)
Biological process (GO): regulation of long-term synaptic potentiation; regulation of presynaptic cytosolic calcium ion concentration
Cellular component (GO): terminal bouton; dendrite; nucleus
Molecular function (GO): calcium ion binding
Source: RefSeq, a predicted model, not a curated record